Jaculus jaculus (lesser Egyptian jerboa) is the source of this 657-nucleotide messenger RNA. Its product is annotated as GTPase HRas-like. The coding region runs from base 32 to 598 and encodes 188 amino acids. Gene Ontology annotation, molecular function: GDP binding; GTP binding; GTPase activity. Gene Ontology annotation, biological process: Ras protein signal transduction. NCBI's taxonomy places the organism in Eukaryota, Metazoa, Chordata, Mammalia, Rodentia, Dipodidae. The record is from RefSeq and is a predicted model, not a curated record. Gene Ontology annotation, cellular component: plasma membrane. The transcript has a single exon.
GGCGGUCGGCAGGGGCAGAGGCCUGCUGAAAAUGACUGAAUAUAAACCUGUGGUUGUUGGAGCUGGUGGCGUAGGCAAGAGUGCCUUGAUGAUACAGCUAAUUCAGAAUCACUUUGUGGAUGAAUAUGACCCUACAAUCAAGGACUCCUACCGGAAACAAGUAGUAAUUGAUGGAGAAACCUGUCUCUUGGAUAUUCUCAACACAGCAGGUCAAGAGGCGUACAGUGCAAUGAGGGACCAGAACAUGCAGACUGGAGAGGGCUUUCUUUGUGUAUUUGCCAUAAAUAAUACUAAAUCAUUUGAAGAUAUUCACCAUUAUAGAGAGCAAAUUAAAAGAGUUAAAGACUCCGAAGAUGUACCCAUGGUCCUGGUAGGAAAUAAAUGUGAUUUGCCCUCUAGAACAGUAGACACAAAGCAGGCUCAGGACUUAGCAAGAAGUUACGGGGAUUCCUUUUGUUGGAACCUCAGCAAAGACAUGACAGGGUUUGAUGAUGCUUUCCAUACAUUAGUUGGAGAAAUUCGAAAACAUAAAGAAAAGAUGAGCAAAGAUGUUAAAAAGAAGAAAAAGAAGUCAAAGACAAAGUGUAUAAUUAUGUAAAUACAAUUUAUACUUUUUUCUUAAGGUAUACUUAAGUAAAAGUGGUAUUUUUGUACAUU